CUUGGAGUUCCUGAAGCACUUUGGAGCACCCAAACGUUGAUUGAUAUUCUCUGAUUAUUUUUAAUGAAGAAAGUGUGAUGAAAUAGUGAUUAUUAGUGGUAAUUCAGUAAUUGAGGCAGUGAAAAUGCCAGGACAGGACUCUGUGGUCGUUCCACCACCUCCAAUCGAGGGAGAAGAGGUUGCACCUUCAUCGCAGCCCAUCGUCGGCAUCAUCUAUCCUCCUCCGGAGGUUAGGAAUAUCGUCGACAAGACCGCGAGCUUUGUUGCCAGGAAUGGUCCAGAGUUCGAGUCGAGAAUUCGUCAGAACGAGGCAGGAAACGCGAAAUUUAAUUUCCUGGUGUUCGGUGAUCCAUAUCACGCGUAUUACCAGCACAAAGUGAAAGAAUUUAAAGAGGGAAGAGGACAGGACCACAUCAGUACAGUGGGUACAGUAAGAGGAGUGACCUUGAGCGCUCACCAGAAGCAGCAGGAGAUCCUGAAGCAGGUGGAACAGCCAUUUAUCCCGAAGGAUCCACCAUGUGAAUUCGAAUUCAUCGCAGAUCCCCCAUCAAUCUCAGCCCUUGACCUUGACAUCGUAAAACUCACCGCCCAAUUUGUCGCCAGAAAUGGCCGUCAGUUCCUGACAAAUCUUAUGAACCGAGAGCAAAGAAAUUUCCAAUUCGAUUUCCUUCGCCCCCAGCACUCGCUGUUCCAGUACUUUACAAAACUCCUGGAGCAGUACACAAAAGUGCUGAUACCCCCGAAGGAUCUGCUGCCUCGCCUUCGAGAUGAAACAACAUCGAUGGACAGUAUCCUUGACCAGGUGAAGUAUCGAUCAGAGUGGCUGAAGUACCAGGAGGCCCAACGUCGAAAGGAAGAGGAAGAGCUAGAGCGUGAGAGAGUGGCAUACGCCCAGAUCGAUUGGCACGACUUCGUCGUCGUGGAGACAGUGGAUUAUCAGCAAUUCGAAGUUGGCAAUUUCCCAGCGCCAACAACACCCGACGAAGUAGGCGCCCGAGUUCUGAUGCAGGAGAGAAUCGAGGAUGGUGACGACGUGGAGAUGCAAAUUGAGUCAGAUGGUGACGACGAGAUGCCCCAGAGGACUGAAAACGACAGGGACAGAUCAGCCAAGGACAACAAUCAGGUCCAGGACAUGGAGGAGGAUUCAAGCGACGAGGAGACACCCAACGAGCCCCAGAGCGAUGCCAGAGGCAGGGGAACGAUGCAACCACCUCCACUACCUCCAGCACCUGGUAACGUAAUCAUCAGGAAGGGAUACGAUCCGAAACAGCACAGCCAGAAAUCCAGGAGUAUUGCCUCUGAUGUGAUCCUCGUUUCACCGCUCACUGGUGAAAUACUCGGGAAAAAAGUCGAGGAGCACAUGCACAUUGGACUCCUCGACUCACGCUGGGUCGAGCAGAGGGACAAACACCAGGAGAAAGUCGAUCAGGAAUCUGUUUAUGCAUCUGGAGCUGCUGUCAAUGCCUCAUUAAAACACUUGGCUGAGAGGCGUACUGAUAUCUUUGGUAUUGGUGAUGAAGAGACAGCUAUUGGUAAAAAAAUCGGAGAAGAGGACACCAGGAAGGAUGACAAGGUCACCUGGGAUGGACAUACGUCCAGUGUUGAAGCUGCCACCAGAGCUGCCAGGGCGAAUAUCACAUUGGAGGAACAAAUCCAUCAGAUUCACAAGGUGAAGGGUCUCCUCCCAGACGAGGAAAAGGAGAAAAUCGGUCCAAAACCGGUGACGAGUCGAGCAGCGGAGCUGACACACAUGGCAGCGGUUGCAGCGAAACCCCAGGCGACCCUGAAGGCACCACCAAAGCCCCCAGUGCCAAAACCCAUUCAGGUGCCCCAACAGCCGCCCCCACCGACGAUGACGAUGCACAUGGGAAUGCCCCAGGCCCCCAUGAUGCCACCCCAGCCCCCAAUGAUGAUGAUGGCGCCGAUGCCACCGAUCAGGCCUCCCCCACUGAUGACUCCAUCGAUGUCACCAUUUAUGCCAGCACCACCAGUGAUGCAGCCACCCAUUCCCCAGCCCAUGGGAAUGAAGCAUCCUAUGGAGGCACCCCCUGAGGAGGAGUCACCAGCGAAAAAAGCCAAGACCGAGGACUCUCUCAUCCCUGAGGCCCAGUUCCUGGCGAGGCAUAAGGGGCCUGUUCAACUCAGUGUUGUGGUUCCUCUAAUGACUGAUAAACCUGAUUGGAAACUCAAUGGACAGACUCUCAGCAUCACUCUUCAGCCUAAUGAUACCAUUGCCACUCUCAAGGCCGGUAUUUGUGAGAUCAUUGGCAUGCCACCUGGCAAGCAGAAGAUUCAGACCGAGGGAAUCUUCUGCAAGGAUCUCAAUUCACUGGGGUAUUAUAAUCUCAGCAGUGGAUCGGUUGUUAAUCUGUUGCCCAAGGAGAGGGGAGGCAGGAAAAAGUAAUUCACUGGAAUUUUUAAUUUCAUUCGGUGUGAAAAAGGAAUUCGUUGGGGGAAUUCUGAUUUCUUGAUUUUCAUUAAUUGUUCAGUGAAUUUGGAUUUUGAUUAAUAAAUUUUGGUUUUAUCGA
Fopius arisanus is the source of this 2528-nucleotide messenger RNA. RefSeq names its product splicing factor 3a subunit 1 (gene Sf3a1). Gene Ontology annotation, biological process: regulation of alternative mRNA splicing, via spliceosome; mRNA cis splicing, via spliceosome. Gene Ontology annotation, molecular function: protein binding; RNA binding. Bases 125 to 2404 code for a protein of 759 amino acids. Gene Ontology annotation, cellular component: U2-type prespliceosome; U2 snRNP; catalytic step 2 spliceosome. Lineage: Eukaryota; Metazoa; Arthropoda; Insecta; Hymenoptera; Braconidae. The record is from RefSeq and is a predicted model, not a curated record. The transcript has 3 exons.